Molecule: messenger RNA, 1104 nt
Organism: Penaeus monodon (black tiger shrimp)
Lineage: Eukaryota; Metazoa; Arthropoda; Malacostraca; Decapoda; Penaeidae
Product: homeobox protein Meis2-like
Exons: 6
Coding region: 137-1024 (295 amino acids)
Biological process (GO): regulation of DNA-templated transcription
Molecular function (GO): DNA binding
Source: RefSeq, a predicted model, not a curated record
AUCACGCCCAAAUCCUUACCAUGACUCGCGGCCGCCUAUCCCCGCCGCCCACACGAGCCAUUCGAACGUUCAGGCCGCCCAACCCACCGCCCACUUCCCGCCCACCGCCCACCCGAAUGCACAUGCCGCCCACCAAAUGCCGUCUGCCCCCAAAGAAGGCACGGGCGUGGGCGUAGGAGGCCUGUCCCCAAGGAAGGCUCUGAUUCAGGACGUGGUGUUGAAGGAGUCUACACGUGCCUUCAGGUCCCACCCUCUCUUCCCGCUCCUGAAGGAUCUCUCCGUCGCCGACUACUACUUCGAGAAGGCUGUGUUCAAUAUCGGUCCAUUACUCUCUUAUUUACCCACGUCGACUGAGGACCUCGUCUCGCUGUACCUCAGGAGGAACCCGGAUGUGGCGCAGUCUUAUCGCUGCCACCAGACGUCCUCUCACAGUCCGGCCGUCGAUGCCGUUCUCUUGGAUGCCAUUGCGUAUGCCCAUUCCUGUCUGCUAGAAAAAGUCUCGACGCAGGCGGCCAAACUGGCUGCGACAGUGGAGGCCGAGGCAGCAGACACGGAGGCGGCGGUGGAGGAGAUGUGCCAGCGCUACAUGGAGGUGAUUCGCUCCUCGACGCCGCUGCACCUGUUCCAGCCGCUCGCCGAUGAGCCUCCGACCUCAGCAGACCCACCUGGCCUGGAGGGCGACCAGCUGCCAGACCCGAUCCACCAGCUGGAGCAACUACUCGCGCCCUUUUCGCCCAUCCCGCCCACGUUCUUCUCCGCCCACGACGCCAGCGGGAACGGCCUGAUGAACGUGUCGCUCGGCGCCUCCGACUCCCGCAGGAGGACGCACCAGCACCCUCGGGAGGCCAUCGAGGUCCUGACGGCGUGGCUGACGGAGCACCGCGACCAUCCCUACCCAGACGACGAGCAGAAGGCGACGCUCGUGCGCCGGACGGGCCUCUCGACGCAGCAGGUGGCCCACUGGUUCACCAACGCCCGCCGACGCCUCCUGCCGAAGCUAAGGGCGGACCUGAUGAAGGAGUGAUUGGGGCGUGAGAGAGAAGAGAGGAGAGAGAACAGAGAAGGGAGAGAGACAAGAGAAGAGAGAGAAACAAGAGAGAGAGA